Messenger RNA from Triticum aestivum (bread wheat), 508 nucleotides. RefSeq lists its product as uncharacterized. NCBI's taxonomy places the organism in Eukaryota, Viridiplantae, Streptophyta, Magnoliopsida, Poales, Poaceae. The transcript is spliced from 2 exons. The record is from RefSeq and is a predicted model, not a curated record. Bases 45 to 350 code for a protein of 101 amino acids.
GCCAUUCAGAGGUCUCUAAUUUGCCUGUCAGUGCUUGUCCUAAAAUGGGCUGUCUUCGUCAACCUCUUAGUCCGUCUGACUCUGAUUAUCAGGUCACUUCCCAUUCAUCAUCUGGCGAGUCAUCAGCUACCCAGCUGCCGCCGCUCAAAACAGUGCUUGGGGUCAAGCCUAAGCCAAGCAAGAAGGCUCGCCUAGAUAAAGCGGCUGAAGAAGAUGCUAUUCCUGAACCGGACAGAGUACUCAACCCUAAAGCGGCCAUCCGUGAGGAUGUGCCAAACGAUCCACCACCACAAGAUGAUGAUCUUAUUACUGAGGAGAGGCCUGUUGAUACCUCCGGUCCUGUUGACUAGCCUAGAAGCCCCAUCCGGAUUGAAAAAUCCACUAGUCCAUCCAAGUCGACGGCCCCAAUGCAAACCGGCGACGCCAAGGAUGAUGAAGUUGUUAUUACUGGCAUUGGCCAUACAAAACCAAGCAAUCCUGUCGCUUUGUCUAAACAUACUGCCAAGGA